Molecule: messenger RNA, 921 nt
Organism: Populus nigra (black poplar)
Lineage: Eukaryota; Viridiplantae; Streptophyta; Magnoliopsida; Malpighiales; Salicaceae
Product: vacuolar iron transporter homolog 4-like
Exons: 1
Coding region: 63-737 (224 amino acids)
Biological process (GO): intracellular manganese ion homeostasis
Cellular component (GO): membrane
Molecular function (GO): manganese ion transmembrane transporter activity; iron ion transmembrane transporter activity
Source: RefSeq, a predicted model, not a curated record
UUCUAUAUACCAUCCUAUAUUCUAAUCAGAUCUUUAUUAUUUCCAGUCCAGUUUUCAAUUCCAUGGCCGCCAACCAGACAUCCCUUAAUAUUGUUGAUGCCAGAUUUCCCCUUCCUGGCCAUGAUUUUGAGCAACAAGCAACAUCAGAUAUUGUUGAAACCAAAGACUUCGACUACUCGAAAAGAUCACAGUGGCUACGUGCCGCUGUCCUUGGUGCCAACGAUGGUUUGGUUUCCAUCGGGUCAUUGAUGAUGGGUGUCGGCGCUGUGAAACAAGAUGUUAAGGCCAUGAUACUAACCGGGUGUGCCGGUUUGGUAGCUGGGGCUUCUAGCAUGGCUAUAGGCGAGUUUGUGUCUGUGCAGUCUCAACUUGAUAUUGAGCUGGCACAAAUAAAGAGAAACAAGCAAAGAAGGGAUAGCGAAGAAGUACCGGAAGACGAAGAGGGAGAGAAGGCGAAUUUGCCAAGCCCAACGCAAGCAUCUGCAGCUUCAGCUAUUGCCUUUGCACUUGGUGCAUCAGUGCCAGUUCUAGCUGCCUCUUUCAUAGCACAGUACAAGUUGAGGCUGGGAGUGGUGGUUGGGGCAGUGACCUUGGCUUUAAUGGCGUUUGGGUGGUUAGGGGCUGUGUUGGGGAAGGCACCGACUGUUAAGUCAUCCCUUAGGGUUUUGAUCGGAGGAUGGUUCGCUAUGGCCAUCACCUUCGGCCUAACCAAGUUGAUUGGGUCAACUGGGUUAUGAGUAUAGCAGUAUGUUACACCCUUCUCUCCCGGUACAAUUAAAUCCCAUGCUGUAUAAUUUUUUGUGUUGUUUAUUUUCUUUCCUUUUUCCUUUUUUUUUUUUCCAGUAAUGUACGACGUGUGCACGGGAAGGAGAGGUUCUUACUGUAUAUAUUUCCAUUCCAGAAUAUUUUCACGUUUCGUCU